This is a messenger RNA of Hyla sarda, 927 nucleotides long. Its product is annotated as olfactory receptor 1E1-like. The transcript has a single exon. Gene Ontology annotation, biological process: G protein-coupled receptor signaling pathway. The record is from RefSeq and is a predicted model, not a curated record. Gene Ontology annotation, cellular component: membrane. Gene Ontology annotation, molecular function: G protein-coupled receptor activity; olfactory receptor activity. NCBI's taxonomy places the organism in Eukaryota, Metazoa, Chordata, Amphibia, Anura, Hylidae. Bases 1 to 927 code for a protein of 308 amino acids.
AUGCAUGAAGCUUUUACCAAUGACACAUCCGAUCCCGUGUUCUACAUCUUUGCUUUCUCCACAUCUGAAAAUGGAAGGAUAUUAAUUCUAACAGUGGUUUUGCUGAUUUAUCUGACUAUUCUUAGUGGGAACCUUCUCAUAAUUUCAUUGAUAUGUCUGGAGCCCCAGUUACACACAUCCAUGUACUUCUUCCUGUGCAAUCUCUCCACAUUAGACAUUUUGUAUGUCUCCACAACGCUCCCUAAGCUGAUCUAUGUUUCUCACACUGGUGACCAUGUCAUGUCUUAUGCUGCUUGUAUAGCUCAGAUGUAUUUGUAUCUAGUAUUUGCUGAUACAGAGGGCUUUUUGUUGACAGCCAUGGCCAUUGACCGCUAUAUAGCAGUUUGCUUCCCGCUACAUUACUCUCGCAUUAUGAGUAAACAGGUUUGUGUAUUACUAGCAUUUCCAACAUGGUUUCUAGCUUCUGUCAAUGCCUUCAUUUUAACCUUUUUUGUCUCCAAAAUGACAUUUUUUGGCUUAGUAAAGCUCAAAAACAUCUUCUGUGAUCUUAAAGUCAUACUCAGCGCUUCCCUCAGUGACACUACUUCUUUGAACACAUACAUUUUUGCAGAUGCCGUGCUUAUUGGCGCCCUUCCCUUUGGCAUCAUACUGGCGUCCUAUAUCUGCAUCAUAUACACUGUCUUAAAAAUUAAGUCUUCAGCUGGAAGAUGGAAGACGUUCUCAAGCUGUUCUUCCCAUAUAACAAUUGUUGUUUUGUACUAUGGUUCCGCCAUGUCCUUGUACUUGACAAAGUCUGUAGAACAAGAUGUGGUUUUCUCGAUGAUGUUUGCUACUUUGAUCCCAUUGUUAAACCCUUUAGUAUACAGCUUGAGGAAUAAAGAUAUACUACGGGCUAUCAAAAAAAAUGUAUAUAGAAAAAGAACAUGA